Phialemonium atrogriseum is the source of this 1368-nucleotide messenger RNA. Its product is annotated as cross-pathway control protein 1. Gene Ontology annotation, molecular function: DNA-binding transcription factor activity. Gene Ontology annotation, biological process: regulation of DNA-templated transcription. The record is from RefSeq and is a predicted model, not a curated record. The transcript has 2 exons. Lineage: Eukaryota; Fungi; Ascomycota; Sordariomycetes; Cephalothecales; Cephalothecaceae. Bases 1 to 1368 code for a protein of 455 amino acids.
AUGACCAAGGCAGCUACCAUCAUGAUGCCUCUUCCUGAAAAGGUCGAUCUGAACUUUGACUUCACGCUUUCGAGCUCAAGCUCAAGUUCUCGCAACACCGUCGCCAUUUCCGCCCAAGACUUGCCAGUCUUCAACACGGAUCCCAAUCAGUCAACAUGGCUUCCCUCCAGUUCCUCGAGCCUGCCGGCACAACCUGCGCCACAACAGCAUUUGCAACCGUUCCAACAGGACUUCGUUCUGUUCGAUCAGCCGAUCAAGCAAACCCGUCAACCUAACCGCUCUGUCUCUCAACCUUCCGCCAUCGGAGGUGUAAUAUCUCAAGAACAGCAACAACAUCGUCAUCAGCAGCAGUAUCGACAACAGCCUUCUCCGGCGUCUCUGCAAAACCACCGAGUUGCUAGCAUCAUCCAGGCUACAGGGCACACACCGUCUUCUUCGGCCUUCACCAAUCGGUUUAGCUCUCCUGUGCAGAACCCUCACCAGUUCUACGCUUCGUCCGCGCCAUCAUCUUCCGUUGCUUUGAACAGGCAAAACCGUCCCGCUCGGCCGCCAGUUCCACUUUUUUCACAUAGCACCGGUAGCAUACCGCAAGGCAAUAUGAACCUCCAAGGUUGGUUACCGAUCCAUCAUCUCCAGUCUGCAACUGGAAGCUCACAAAGCCCAUCAGACCUAGACUUGGAAGAUUUCACUGCCUUUGAGGGUGGCGCUUCCACGGCGUAUUCAUCGCCCGCCAUUUCAACUGCUUUCGACUUCAGCGCCAGUGGUUCCAGCUCGGCCUCCAACAUGGGCACCGUCUCUCCGCAGGAUCUUUUGAUCCAGGAGCCGUUCAUGUCGGCGCCAAACUCCUCUGCCCUCACUGCUCUGACUUCGCCGUCAAUCUACAACGAGUCACCCGAAUUUCAUGACAGCUAUGACGUCUCGCCCAAUUUCAGUAACAGCGAUUUUGAUGCAUCUGCUGCUGAUGUUUGGUACCCGCUUUUCCCUCCGGAGAACAAGGCGACUCAGCAGCGGACGGCUGCCAGUGAGAGCUCUCCUGCUGAGAAGUCGGAGGAUCUCGAGUCCUCGGAAUCUGGGACCUCUCAUCGCCGCCGGAAGUCGGGCCACAAUUCCCCCGGCAACUCUGGCCGUCACUCGUCCGUGUCCGGUGUCAACUCGCGAAAGCGUGACAAGCCCUUGCCUCCUAUCAUCAUCGAGGAUCCCAAUGACACCGUUGCCAUGAAGCGUGCCCGCAACACCCUUGCAGCUCGCAAGUCUCGUGAGCGAAAGGCCCAGCGAUUCGAGGAACUGGAGGAGAAGAUUGCCAAGCUGGAAGCAGAGCGUGACCAUUGGAGGAAGAUCGCAAUGGCCCAGUCUAAUGGUGGACAAUAA